Messenger RNA from Macadamia integrifolia, 3511 nucleotides. RefSeq names its product G-type lectin S-receptor-like serine/threonine-protein kinase At2g19130. Gene Ontology annotation, biological process: recognition of pollen; protein phosphorylation. The coding region runs from base 1 to 2466 and encodes 821 amino acids. The record is from RefSeq and is a predicted model, not a curated record. The transcript is spliced from 2 exons. Gene Ontology annotation, molecular function: protein serine/threonine kinase activity; ATP binding. NCBI's taxonomy places the organism in Eukaryota, Viridiplantae, Streptophyta, Magnoliopsida, Proteales, Proteaceae.
AUGGGUAUCACCCAAAGUUCAUGGUUCCUCCUCUCUGUUAUGUUCCACUUAUUCUCUCUCAAAACCCUUCUUUCUAAUGGAGCUAGCACCAUCUCUGUGGGUGAUUCUAUUUCAGGAGACCAGACCAUUAUCUCUGAACCAGCUGGGACCUUCGAAUUGGGCUUCUUCGCUACAGGUAAUAAAUCUCAGAACUACUACAUUGGCAUAUGGUACAGAAAGAUCUCAGAAAGGACAAUCGUUUGGGAGGCAAAUAGAGAUAAACCCAUCUCUGAUAAGUUUUCUUCCCAACUGAAACUCCUAGAGGAUGGAAAUCUAGUUCUUCUCGACUCAUCCAAAACCCAUAUUUGGUCUACAAAUUUGACAUCCUUAACCUUCAAUUCUACGGAGGCAGUGCUUCUUGACUCUGGAAAUCUGGUUUUGAGACACAAACAAAGCUCCUCUACUUUCAUUUGGCAGAGUUUUGAUCACCAAACUAAUAAUUUCUUACCGGGUGCGAAGCUUGGGCGGAAUAAACUCACCAAUACUUCAUAUAUUCUUACUUCAUGGAAGAAUUCAGAGGAUCCUGCUAUGGGGAUCUUCUCUCAUGAGCAGGACCCCACUGGAAGCUCUCAGUAUUUUCUAUUGUGGAAUAAGUCUCAAAGGUACUGGACUAGUGGGUAUUGGAAUGGGCAUAAUUUUGGCACAGUUCCUCAGCAGAAUGAAAAUAAUUACUUCAACUAUAGUUAUGUUUCGAACCACAACGAGAGCUAUUUCACUUAUAGUGUAUAUAAUAGUUCUUUCAUCACUAGACUUGUGUUGGAUGUGACCGGGCAGACCAAGCAACUUGUAUGGGUGGAUGGUGUUGGCUGGAAUUUAUUUUAUUCUCAGCCAAGCAAGAUAUGCGAUGUUUAUGCUCUCUGCGGGGCUUUUGGUACUUGCAAUGAGCAAAAUUUGCCCUUCUGCGAAUGUUUGCAAGGUUUUAGUUCACGCUCAACAACAGAUUAUAAUAAUCUGAGCGAUUGGUCUGGUGGUUGUGUGAGGAAAGCCCCUUUACUUUGUGGAAACAAUGUUUCUACAAAUGGGGAGAAAGAUGGAUUCUUCUCCAUGCCCAAUAUGAGAUUGCCCCUAAAUCCACAAUCUUUGGAGGUAGAGAGUGCACAAGGAUGCAAAUUUGCUUGCCUGAAUAACUGUUCUUGCACAGCUUAUGCAUAUGAUGGUGGGUGUUCAGUAUGGGAAGGAGAUCUCUUGAAUCUGCAACGACUCUCACAAGGUGACAGUGGUGGAGGAAAUCUAUAUCUCAAACUUGCUGCUUCCGAGCUUUCAAAUUCGGGAGGUAAGAAGAAGGGAUCAGUUAUAGGUGCUAUUGUUUGUGUUAUUUCGGGGGUUGUGCUGCUCUUGGGAUCUGUUUUGGUGCUAUUCUGUUGGUGGCAGAGAAGGAAUGUAUUUGGACCUUCAAAUCAUAUUGAUGGUUCUUUGGUUCAGUGUUCAUACAGAAACUUACAAAUUGCAACCAAGAACUUCUCCGAACAGAUAGGAAGAGGAGGAUUUGGUUGUGUCUUUAAAGGGACAUUGCCUGAUUCGACUGUUGUAGCUGUGAAGAAACUUGAAGGCCUCAGUCAAGGAGAGAAGCAGUUCCGAUCUGAAGUAAGCUCAAUAGGGAUGAUUCAGCACAUUAACCUCAUUCGCCACCGUGGGUUCUGCUGUCAAGGUACUAAAAAGUUGCUGGUCUAUGAUCUUAUGCCAAAGGGCUCUUUAGAUUCCCAUCUAUUUCAUGAUAAAAAGGGCUUUGAGGUUUUAGAUUGGAAAAUGAGAUACCAAAUCGCUAUUGGAAUAGCAAGAGGACUUGCUUAUCUACAUGAGAAGUGCAGAGAUUGCAUCAUCCAUUGUGAUAUCAAGCCUGAGAACAUACUUUUAGAUGCUGAAUUCUGUCCCAAGGUGGCAGACUUUGGCAUGGCGAAGCUUGUUGGCCGGGACUUCAGUCGAGUGUUGACAACCAUGAGAGGGACCAUUGGAUACCUUGCACCAGAGUGGAUUUCGGGUGUUCCAAUCACAGCCAAAGCUGAUGUUUACAGCUAUGGUAUGAUGCUCUUCGAGCUUAUAUCAGGGAGGAGAAACUCCUCUCAAGAUGGGGAUAGCAGAGUUAGACACUUUCCUACUUGGGCAGCAAGAAAAAUCAAUGAAAAUGGAGAAAUCAUUGACCUCUUGGACUGCAGGUUAGAAUGUAGUGCUGAUCAUGAAGAACUCACUAGAGCUUGUAAAGUCGCUUGCUGGUGUAUCCAAUAUGAUGAAGCUCAUAGGCCAUCGAUGGGGCUAGUGGUUCAGAUGCUUGAAGGGGUAAUGGAUGUUAACCUACCUCCGUUCCCCGAAAUUCUCCAAGCUUUUUCAGGGAUCCAUGAAGAUUCCUCUGAAUAUUCCUCAAAUUGGGGUUCGCGAACAUGUACUUCUCAGGCCAAGAGAACUAUGUCAUCAACAGUUUCCAUAACAUGAAUAAGCUGAAGCUGAUAUAGUUCUUAAGCAGUUCACUCAUUGGUGUGAGAGCUUAGAAUAUUCUGCAGAGUAACAAAGCUUAGGGCUGCAGUGUCAAAUCUCCUAUUUUGUUCAAUUCACAGCUUGAUUCUAUGGUAAGAUUAUUCUGGGAGUCAAAAGAUUGCCACAGCUGAACUCAGCAUGCCAACCAUGAAUACUUUCUACUGGUGAUAAUGACUGCCAUUCUAACUUUGGCUGCGCUUGGUAUGCAUUAUUGGAAUACAUCUCUUAUGGAGAGCACGUUCUGGAAUGAAAAUGGCUGUUUGGCAUAUAUUCUCAUUCUCAAAUCCUGGAACGCAUCCAAGAAUAAGGCCAUUCUGGAACGAGGCUUUUAGUCCAUUCCACGUUCUUGUUAUGUAGCCCCAGUCCCGUGUGUUGCGAAAAACCAGCAACAAUCAAUCGUGAGCACUUCUCUUUCUCCCUUCCUUCCACUGAUGGGCUGUUGAAGACUAUUCAACCUUUGAUCACCGAGGCUCAAAGACAACUCAAGAGUCAAGACGCAGAUUUGGAGGACUACUCUAUCUCCCCUGAAGCCAUUAAAAAGCGUUGCUCCAGGCUCAAAGCCACAGGCUUAGGCAGAGUUUGCAGGCGGAGAUCGCAGGUUGUGGCGGAGUUUGCAGGUAAAGUUAGGCUGGAGUUUGAAGCCGUGGGCAGAGAUUGCAGGUUGGGCAGAACUUUUUUACUUCCUAUGGGUAGGAGAGGUUCCUAUGGUAAGGGAAUUAGUUUGCAUGGUUUGAGGUAUCUGGUUGGGGUAUUAGUCAAGGUUCAGGAGAGAUAACAGAGGACUCUUCUUUUAUAGAUAACGGCUACUUUUUGGAGCUCUAUAAGAGAGGAGUUUGAAAGAAGGGUUUGCACACCUGUCCAGUUAGAGAAUUUGGGAAGAGAUGAGCAGAAUUUUUUCCUUAUUUACAUAGGCUAAAUCAAGUUGUUUGUCCUUUCAUUCGUAAAUUAACAUAAGACCAUUGUUAUUUUCUAAAAAAUGGAAAUCAUGAAGGUGAUUGCGUAA